Molecule: messenger RNA, 2652 nt
Organism: Suillus subaureus
Lineage: Eukaryota; Fungi; Basidiomycota; Agaricomycetes; Boletales; Suillaceae
Exons: 13
Source: RefSeq, a predicted model, not a curated record
CUAGGUUCAGUCACUGGCCCCACAGAGAGUCCAGAGCAACCAUGGAAGACAUAUACGAAUGUCCUCACUCUCAACACAGCAGGCUCUAAUUUACUUUUAUUCAGCUGUCCAUCAAUACCAGCAUUGGAGUCAUGGGCAACAGCUCUACAAUUAUCUGCUUGGGAAAAGUCUUGUCUCAAAGAAAUGUAUACCACUCAAUUAGUAAUACACAUAACGUUGCUUGAAGGUAAAGAUACCCACACAACCCUCAUCUGUGGCCAUAUGGAAGGGUGGGUGCUCAUUCACAUUGCUGGACAAACAGACUGGAAACACAUGUGGAUGGUCAUCUCUGGGUCGCAAACUUCAUCAACCGAUCCUGGAGCCUCAUCUACUACCACUGGCACUGCACCUACUCCCAAGAAAUGCAUGGAGGGGUGGUUGCUUGUCAUGCCUGAGCUUGAGGCAGGGAACACACAAGCUUCUGAGAUGCUCAAGUGGCUUGUUGCGCUUCAUGAUGCAUUUGAGCUAUACAGCCAUCCAAAAGCAUACACCUGGGAUCCUCGCAAUCCAGUUUCGCUGAUGUUUGCUUAUCCAGUCAAUCCUGGGAGAGAUCUCCUGUUCCUUGACCAUGAAGUUGCAGAGUCUAUGGACCCUCGUGACAACCAGACCUCUGCCAUUUGCAAUCGUCUCCUAAAUAUCCUCCACUCAUGCAUGCCCAAAUUGCAUGCGAUGUCUGUGCCACCCCCACUACCUCCCAUGGGUCUAGGGGCUGAUCCGAAUUGCCCACAGCAGCAACAGCCAUCACAAAAUGCUGCUCAGCCCCAACCACAAACACAAAACAGUCAGCCUGCUUACAUCCCCCAGCUCCCCAUGGUCAAUUUUGACUUGCGCUCACCACCAGACCUCACUGUCGGUCAUGCACUCUCCCCCAUUACAGAAUGGAGCGCAACACACAAAACAUUUCUGGAUUUCCCUCAUAUGCAGAGCCGCUCAAUGUUGAAUGAGCACCACACACCUGAGUUGAUGAUGAUCAGCAGCUCAAUGUCAAGCGAGAAGCCAGAUUCUGUAGGAGAACAUACCUGGGUCGAUGACUGGUCUCCCAAUGACCAGAAGCCCUCCUCCCACCUCGCAUUCAGACUCAAGGCUUAUGCCAAGCAUGGAGACUGGACAAAUGAGGAGCAUGGAGCCAUCAACAGCAUUCAACAAGUCCCAGUUCAGGAAAUGCUGCAUAAUGCAGGCUCACCACCCUUACCUCCCAAAGCCCAGUUACCAACCCCACCACGAGUGCCUGUUAUUGCACCCGACGUCACACCCCCGCCUGCAACUACAUCCCAGCCACCACCAAUAGAACAAGGCAUGUCAUCAGAGCCUACCAUUGAGGGUAGCACUGCCUCUGAGAGCUCAGAGGGAGUUAUACAGUACAGGUCAUCCUUUGCACCAUCCAAGCAGGCUGCACAACAAAAGGCAGUGCUUCACAAGCCUGGGAGAGUGAAUGGGAAGCAUGUCACGCAUAGGAACAGGCUUUCUUGGUGGAACAAGAGCAGCAAUGAAGAAGAGGAGGAGGAUGAAGAGGAUGAAGAGGAUGAUGAGGAUGCUGACUCUGACAAGGAUGCUGACUCUGACGAGAAACCCCCUUCAACAUUGGAGAGCAAGAAGCCAGGUCUUGUCAUGCCUGUACCGGUUCUGGCUGUCAGGCCUCUGCAUCCCAGUAGUGCAGGGCUGCUGACUCAAGAUGAUGCCCCUCACCUGCAUCCACAGUCUGAAUAUACUACCCAAGUCCUUUGUCCACAAGCGGACUUUAAUCAACAUGUUGCUGCCCAUCAGAGCGGCAUUUGGACACAGGUUCUCAAUCCUGGUCGCAUGCCCAGUUCUCAUCCUCAACCUGAAACUCCCUCACAUCAACAAGACCCUUUUAUUCAGUUGGAACCUGCUUCCCAUUCCAUGACGAAAGCUUUUACCCCUCAUGGUUUGCUAUCUGCUGGGAUGCAGGACAAGCAAGACCGGUCUGCCAAGAGACAAGAAGAACUUGCACAGGAAACCAGUGCCUCACUCAUCAAUGUUCCUAAUAAGCCACCACCACCUCAGACAGGUUUCUUGGGUGCAAUCACUGCUCAUGAGCGUGAGCAUAAAUGCGAAGGUGGCAUCAGUGCUGCUCUGACGGAGUGUGAGCAUGAAAAAAGGAUGGCUGAAGAAUGGCAAUGCAAGAUUGACGACUUCCAACACAAUCAACUGGAGAUGCAGGGCAUGUAUGGAGGCAGCCAGCAGUACCUGAAUAUGAUGGGCAACUCGAUGAUGGCCAAUCCUAUGAUGAUGGGCAUGAACCUGAUGAUGACUGGUGGGAAUCCGAUGAUGGCUGGUGCUAACCCCAUGAUGAAUGGCACCAACCCCAUGAUGAACAGUGCUAACCCCAUGAUGAUGGGUGGGUAUAUGGGUCAUCCAGGUAUGAUGCCAGGAUUUGGAAAUCCACAAUUCUUCAUGCAGCAGGCAGCACAAGCUGCUUACCAACAAGCUAUGAUGGCAUAUUCCUCUGCUGGGUCGCAUGUUGGUGAUGGCAUGCACCCUACACCCAUGAAUCCUAUUCAGUGUAAACUCUACCGGCGUACGGUUCUGGGUCAACUUGAAUUGAACGGACAACUUGAAGUUAUGCAAGAGUUCAAAUUGGAGCCAGAUUAG